ACUAUGUUCGAAAGCCACCUUCACUGACCUUGCUUGACAAAGGACUGGGUAUAAGGUUUCUAUUUUGAACAAAAUGGCGGACGGACUUUGCUGUCUAUCUGUCGGCUAAGAAAAUUAAGCAUGGCUGGAGUUGAAUAGAGAUUAGCUCAAUGAGCUUACGUGGUAUUUGGGUUUUUUCAGCCCUUUUUGAGUCCGACGGUGUCCUGUUUUCUCGGUGUUUUCCAACUGUUGAACGACGAGCAGUUCUACAUCAGGGAGCACUUAGUUUAACACCAAUCCCUGGCGAUAAAGAAUUAUGUGAAGCUGUGCUUAAAGAGCUGGGAUGUAGGAAAAAGCUGGGAACUUCCCUUGAUGAGUUUGACAAAGAUGUGGAUUUGUGCAACAAGCUUGAACAAAAACCUGCACAUGAAGUCAGAUUGAAGAGUGGUUUAUUAUGGCCAGUUGUUAUAAUUGAAAAGUUUGGUUUGGUAUUCGUGUGUCUGCCUUUGGUAGAAACUGAUCUUUCACAUGGAAAACCUCCCCUUGUUAAACUGCCUGGUGUGUCACUAGGAUACUCCUUACUUCACUCCAUGGUUGACUUUGUUGGAACUUGGACCACCAAAGAGGAGCUACAAUCUAAGAUGAAUGAGCUGUGCAAGUUCCUUUGUGUAGCUGCUCCUUUUGGUACUCCAGUUGACACAAAUGUGGCUACAAUUCAGUCACUUGUCAACUUAAAAGAUGUGACUGUACCUCUUAAAAGCAAGCAACCUGCUUGGAAGCCUGUUCAGUACAAAGGGAAACAGCAACUUGUGUUUACUGUUAAAGAAGAGAUCAGAGCUGUUCAGCAUGUGAAAAAAGAGGUACAAGAUGAGAGGCAACUGUUUGGGAUCAUUUUAUGCAGGGCUGACUUGGAGGGUAUCCCAGAAAUCACACUGAACAUCACCUCCUCCACCCUGGAUUUUCUUGUGGUCCACCCCUGUGUGCUUGAAGGAGAUACUCAUGUCCAGAUCCCCUCCUUUCAACCAUCCCAGAUGCUCAAAGGGCCUGAGUUGGUAGGUAGGAAAGUAAGAUUCAGGCCUCCGACAGAAUCAUUCCCUCUGUGUCACUAUUCUGCCAAGACUCCACAUGGCUUGCCAGUCCAAGGGAUAUACCAGAUGCAGGGAGAUGCAAACUCUGUGCAGGUUUCAGUCCAGUUAAGACUCAGCAACAAAGUCAAGAAUUCAUUUGAAUAUUGUGAAGUUCAUCUUCCCUUCUUUCACAGGGGUCCCGUUGUAAGAGUGGAUUCUGCUGGUCCAUCAACUGGCAACAUUUUGCUGUCUCCUGAUAAAAGACGCCUUGUUUGGGAUGUAGGUCAGAAGUUUCCGUCCAAAUCCCUUGAAGUCUCCCUGAGUGCCACUAUAUUUUUCGGUGAGAAGAGGCAACAACAGGUGACGGCAGACGGUCAGCAGCCUACCUUUGUAGAGGAUCCUUUCUGUACUGGAAUCAACUCCUAUGCGCAGGUCUAUUUCAAGAUACAAGACUUCACUUUCUCAGGAUGUGCCAUAGAUACCAGGUCACUGGCAGUUUAUCCCAUAGGGAAAUUCAAAUUGAAUAUCUCAUAUGAGUUCUUAUCGGCAGACUACAAGAUAUGGAACACCAAUGGUGAAGCCUUGUUCGCAUUCCCUCCUCCAAAAGCAGAGUCACUGUGAUGAGAACGCGCAAGGCAUUUUGAACAAAGAUUUAGUAUAAAUAAUAAUUUAUUUCAUACUUCUACAUUCUGUGUAAACUUUCGACUAACAAUUAUGUGACUGGUCAGAGGCUUUUUAAGGU
This is a messenger RNA of Pocillopora damicornis (cauliflower coral), 1788 nucleotides long. RefSeq names its product AP-5 complex subunit mu-1. Gene Ontology annotation, biological process: endosomal transport. The record is from RefSeq and is a predicted model, not a curated record. NCBI's taxonomy places the organism in Eukaryota, Metazoa, Cnidaria, Anthozoa, Scleractinia, Pocilloporidae. Gene Ontology annotation, cellular component: lysosome; AP-type membrane coat adaptor complex; cytosol.